UUGACUGGAGAUGAGGACUCGCCGCAGUGAAUGUCACGUAACGUCAGCACUUUAGCCUUUAUUUGUUCGCCUUUUGCCACUUCAGCUUGCCACCAGGGGUAGAUGGCUGUCAUUUUCGUAGCGAUUCAUGCCUGGUUAGAUUUCUUUAUUCUUCGUUAAUAUUAACAACUUCAUUACGACUUUACCUUGCCUUCAAACUGAUCGUAUAUUCGAGUACUGUCCUUCAUCAGAAACCUUGGAAUUCAUCGUCCGGCAAAGCGUGGUAGUUUUAUUGCAGUCAGUAACAAAAUGAGCGUCCGCCGAAUGAGUUGGCUAAUUUGCACAGCCCUUAUUUUCAUCAUAAUUGUGAUUGGCUGGCAGCUCAGCCAUCACGCGACUCCACUUGAUUGCACUGUAAUUAAAAAGCCAGCCAAACUGAUUUCGGCCGAAGAAAUCUACCAGUAUUUGCAUUGGACCAACAGCACGUCUUGCCUACUGGCCGUCGAUUUCGGCUUUUACGUCGUAAAGGGAGUCGGCAUUGCUGCUCCCGAUGGCCACAAGGCCGUUUGCCUUGACAAGCUGAUCGCACCCGUCUACAACAACUGCCUUGUCUAUUCCUUUGGCAUCAAUAAUCAAUGGGCCUUCGACGACGCUAUGGAACAAUAUGGCUGCCAAGUUUAUUCCUUCGACCCAUCGAUGGGCGUCGGCGAUUACGACCGCAGUCAACACAUCCAUUUCUACAACCUCGGCCUGGCAGGAGAGGACGGAUUGCAUCCGGUGACAAACUGGAACAUGAAGACCGCUUCGUCCAUCUACCAGAUGCUGGCGCGUCGUCAUGGCAACACGACGCUCAUCGACGUCCUGAAAAUGGACAUUGAGUUCUCUGAAUGGGAGGCGAUUCCGCAAAUGCUGCGAUCCGGUUUUCUAGCCAAUAAAGUCAAACAGUUGGCCGUCGAAAUCCAUUUUAAUGCUGACGAUCCUAUAGAGACUUUCAGAAAGUAUACCGGCAUCUUGCAAGAUUUAGAAUCACUCGCAGCCUCUUCUUCACGAGCUGGUAAGUUUGUCCGAUUCAGUUCGAGACCCAGUCCAGGACUUAAACGAACGGUAUCGAUUCUUGGAGGAGAAGAAGCCUAUAUCGGAAUGGAAUUGGCCUGGUACAAUUCUCGAUUUUAUUACUCGGUUGAUGAUGAAAACAAAACGCGUUUCUUCCCCUAUUUCAAGUAAUUGUUAUUGUUUUCGCAUUUGACUAUGUGCGGUGUACGUUUUACGGUGUAGCUGUUCUUGGAAUACAACACAGUUUGACAUCAGAAGGAAA
Daphnia magna is the source of this 1294-nucleotide messenger RNA. RefSeq names its product methyltransferase-like protein 24. Bases 289 to 1203 code for a protein of 304 amino acids. The record is from RefSeq and is a predicted model, not a curated record. NCBI's taxonomy places the organism in Eukaryota, Metazoa, Arthropoda, Branchiopoda, Diplostraca, Daphniidae. The transcript has a single exon.